This is a messenger RNA of Diachasmimorpha longicaudata, 3797 nucleotides long. RefSeq lists its product as uncharacterized. Bases 62 to 3781 code for a protein of 1239 amino acids. The transcript has 27 exons. Gene Ontology annotation, molecular function: oxidoreductase activity, acting on paired donors, with incorporation or reduction of molecular oxygen; monooxygenase activity; heme binding. NCBI's taxonomy places the organism in Eukaryota, Metazoa, Arthropoda, Insecta, Hymenoptera, Braconidae. The record is from RefSeq and is a predicted model, not a curated record.
UUCAUUCCGUAAUAUUUUUUCAAGUUAAUCACAAGUGUUCAAUAGUUUAACCGAACAAGACAUGGAUUUACUCUCUUGUAUUGUGAUAUUGGGCCUUACCCCAGUGGGAUAUCUACUGGUGAUGAAUGUAUGUCGUCACUUGAGUCGAAUCGGUCGCUGGGUCGAUAAAAUACCGGGGCCCAAGGGACUGCCGCUGAUUGGAAAUCUUCUGGAUUUUGUUGUACCAGUCGACGAAAUCUUCGGGCAAAUGAGGAAAUUCAGUAACGAGUACUAUCCUACGUAUAAAUACUGGAUUCUACAUCACCCAGUGGUGAACAUUCGUCACCCAGAUGACGUCGAGAUGGUACUGUCUAGUGCAAAAGCCAUCGUAAAAACCUCGCAUCUGGCCCUCAUAAGGCCCUGGGUGAAUGACGGGCUCUUGGUGAGCACAGGGGACAAAUGGCGCGGUCGAAGGAAGAUGAUCAAUCCUGCCUUCACCAAUGCCCUCCUCCAGGAGUUCGUCAUGACAUUUUCCGAACACGCCGAUAAGCUCUCAAGGUCACUCACGGCUGAAGCGAGCGCUCAAGGGGGGGAGGUCGUCAAGGACGUGGAGAAGAUGUUCUCGAGGCUCUCCCUGAACAUCAUAUGCGAGACGGCCAUGGGAAUACCCCUGGAUGAGACAGCUAGUGAUCAAAGCGCCUACAUAGAGGCCAUCCCCACCACCGCCCAGAUAUUCCAAUAUCGGUUCAUGAGGCCCUGGCUGGCCAACAAUUGGAUUUUCUCACUGACGAAAAUGGGAAAAGAGCACGACAGAGUCGUCGGUAUAUUGCACGACUUCUCCGCGAAAAUCAUCGAGGAGAGAAAAAAUUAUCAUCGGGUGAAUGACUGGAGAUAUUUGGAUGGAUUGACGGAGGGAAAUGCAGGAGAGGAACUCGAUGUCGGCCAGAGAAAAAAUCGUCAGAAACUGGCGCUCCUCGACCUUUUGAUCGCCGCGUGGAAGACGUCCGCCAUCGAUGAUGAGGGGGUUCAGGAGGAAGUUGAUAUGUUCGUGGCAGCCGGUCAUGACACGACGGCUUCAGCACUAGGAUUCACGACAUUACUUUUGGCGAAGCACAAGGACAUCCAGGCCAAAUGUCGUGAAGAAGUCAACGAAAUACUGAGCGGACUUCCGAGUGGAAAAAUUACGAUGAAAGAAGUUCAGAGAAUGUCUUACCUGCAACAGUGUAUCAAGGAAGCCAUGCGACUGUACACGGUGGCUCCUCUGAUAUCUCGAACGGUCCACGAGGACAUGAAACUGAGGGAUCAUUUCAUUCCUCAGGGGACUGAAGUUUGUAUUCACGUUUAUGAUGUUCAUCGAGAUCCUCAUUAUUGGCCUAAUCCAGAUGUCUUCGAUCCUGAUCGAUUCUCACCGGAAAGAUCUAAAGGAAGACAUCCUUAUUCGUAUUUACCUUUUGGUUUGGGUCCCAGAAUGUGUGUUGGGUACAAAUUUGCAAUGCUGGAACUGCGAACUGUUAUGGCCGAACUAAUCUCCAAUUUCUACCUCGAAACUGUGGACCCAAUUGAUAAUGCCAAUUUCUUAAUGGAUUUUGUCGUUAGAUUUCGCGAUCCGACUCACGUGAAACUCGUACCAAUUAUUAAAUUAUGUGACCUUCGGAGGAAAUCACAUCCGCCAUUUUACCUACCUAUACAUCAACUCCUAUUCCAUAUUCCACCAUUCCCCACACUCUACCACACCCACGACACGAGUAUCCGUUUAUUCGGACAGUUGAGGAUCUCCACAAUGUAUUCGGGGGUCCUCGGCCGCAGCAACUAUCUCCCCGACUUGACUGCUAGCCCUAGGUGUCUGUCUUACCUUACCUUAUACUCCAGUAACGACGCCACAGCUAUAGUGGAUACUGGACCCUUUGUAGCAACUGCAGCGAGUAAGAGCAGUACGAGCAGUACGAGGCCUGAGGUGGAUCAGGUAGAUUUCAGGUUUAUCGAUCUCCGGUAUGUUAUGGCUCGACCUGAGGCGUUUGUUGAGCCUGAUCAGGUGUAUUUAUCGUUUGUGGUAUAUCAGGCAUACGAUAUUUUUAUGGUACCAAGACCUGAUCGGGUUGACCUGAUUCAGGUCGACCUGAUUCAGGUUUUUCCGGUGAUUCAGGUUCGUUCUAGUUCAGGUCAGCCUGAUUUAGGAUUACCCCUGGUUCAUAGUCGUCUAGUUUGGGUCGGCCUGAUUCAGGUCGGCCUGAUUCAGAUGGAUUAUUUACAUUUUAUUGUUACUUUUGCACUGGCCCCAUUGGUGAUAUUUUUAAUAAUUAAAUUAUGGGCCCACAAUAGUCGAAUUGGUCGUUGUGUUGAUGGAAUUCCUGGGCCGAAGGGACUUCCGGUUAUUGGAAAUCUACUGGAUUUUUCGGUAUCAAAUGAUAAAGUGUUCAAUAAAUUACGGAAAUUAGGAAAUGAAUUUUAUCCGACGUAUAAAUAUUGGAUUUUCCACCGACCGACAGUUAAUAUCCGACAUCCGGACGACAUUCAGGUUAUCCUGUCGAGCUACACAAAUGUUGAAAAAACUGACCAAGCGAGUACUUUAGAAUCUUGGCUGAAAGAAGCGCUGUUGAUAAGCAAAGGAAAAAAAUGGCAGACUCGCAGGAAGAUGUUGAACCACGCAUUCAGCUACAAUCUCCUCGAGGGAUUCGUCGAAACAUUUUCUGAACAAACCGCUAAACUCGUAACGUCUCUGAAAGCCGAAACAAGUGGCCAGGUCGGAGGUGUCGUCAAGGAGAUCUCCACGAUUUUUUCAAGACUCUCGCUCACCAUAAUAUGCGAAACAUCGAUGGGCCUGAUUCUCAAUGAUCACGAUCGAGAUAAAUAUCUCGAUGCAAUUCACAUUAUCGUCGAUGCACUUCAAUACAGAUUCACGAAGCCAUGGCUGGCAAACAACUGGAUCUUCUCUUUCACGGAAAAGGGAAAACAACAGGAGGAAGCGAUAAAGACGGUCCACAAAUUUUCUAGUGAAAUGAUUAAAGCAAAAAAAGAGCACCAUCGAAUGAACGGAUGGACAUCAUUAAAUGGCGUCGGAAAAGUUAAAGAGGAACGAGAAUCCGGUGGCAGUGAUGUCGAUGACGGAACAGGACACCGUGAGAAGCCCGCACUCCUCGAUCUCCUCCUGGCCACGUGGAAGACGUCCGGGAUUGACGAUGCGGGUAUUCAGGAAGAGGUGGACGUGUUCGUGGCUGCGGGGUACGAUACUACGUCCACGUCCUUGAGCUUCACGACAUUACUUCUUGCUGAGCAUAAGGACUACCAGGAAAAAUGUCGACAAGAAAUUAAUGAAGUCCUGAAUGGACUUCCCCUCCAUAAAAUCACAAUGAAAGAAAUUCGAAGAAUGUCCUAUCUCCAGCAAUGCAUCAAGGAGGCGAUGCGUCUUUACGGGCCGACGCCAGUGAUUGGCCGAAAGCUAUCAGAAGAUGUCCAACUAAAGAGUCAUUUCCUUCCCCGAGGAACUGAAGUCGCCAUUCAAAUAUUCGAUACACAUCGGGACCCGAAGUUCUGGCCCGAACCAAAUAUUUAUAAUCCUGACAGAUUCUCACCGGAGGCUUGUAAGGGCAGACACCCUUACUCGUAUUUACCCUUCAGUCUUGGACCACGUGAUUGCAUUGGAAAAAAAUUCGCAAUGUUGGAGGUGAAAGUCAUCAUGGCCUGCCUCAUCUCCACAUUCUACCUGGAGCCAGUCGAUGUCAUGGGUGAUGUUCGCUUCGUGGUCGAUAUCAUCUUGAGAUCUCAAGGCCCAGUUCAUGUAAAACUAGUCCCAAUUGUUAAAUAAAUUAUUAUAAAAUUGA